Entrophospora candida is the source of this 291-nucleotide messenger RNA. Lineage: Eukaryota; Fungi; Glomeromycota; Glomeromycetes; Entrophosporales; Entrophosporaceae. The record is from the annotation of a GenBank genome assembly.
AUGAAAACAAAAAGUAAAGAAAUUAAACAAAUUGAACCUUACAAAACACUUAAAGAAAAAUCAGAAUUUAUAAAAUUAUUAAAAGAACUAGAAGAAUUAAAAGAGAAUUUAAAACAAACUUCAUUCAAAUUACAGAAAGAAAAAGUAAAAGAGAAAUAUCUAAUUAAAGAAUUGAAAGAAACUAAAGAACAGAAUAAAGCUUUAGAAGAACAACUAAAAAAAUUGUCACUUCCAGAUUUAACAAGUUUAAUUAGAAUAUUACAAUUUCAAAGAAAUUCACUAACAGAAGAA